This is a messenger RNA of Cryptotermes secundus, 11799 nucleotides long. RefSeq lists its product as uncharacterized. Gene Ontology annotation, cellular component: cytoplasm. The record is from RefSeq and is a predicted model, not a curated record. Lineage: Eukaryota; Metazoa; Arthropoda; Insecta; Blattodea; Kalotermitidae.
AGACUGGAGGACUCAGACCGAAAAGUUCUCCGGUAUUGCAUCGUUCAGCACCUGCUGACAAAGAGAAAGCGAAGGACAGAUUAGUGAAGAGCCAUUCACACAUCGAACAGCUGCAACAAAAUUUAGCCACUAAGCUCAGUACUGCAACUGUCGCGACAUUCAUACACGAAUACUCACCCGCCCUCUGCCGUCGGAGUCACAGGAACGUCGGGAGAUCUCCGUUGAUUGACAGGAAGCUAAACGGGAGAGACAGUUGCGGUAGUUCUAACGUAGCAGGUCCUUUUCCAACUAGCCGUAACCAAGACAAUAUUAGGAAUAAUCGAAAAAUACGGUAUCCCAAAUCAUCUGUUGGAAAGGGAGAUAGUUUAGGGUCGAUAUUGAUAAAGAAGAAAUUUGUGUUCUUCAAUGGAUUCUUCGGUCGCUCUGUGAUCAGGUGUAAUCGUAAGCAAAUUGACUCGCAUAAGAAGGAUGUCAGGUCCCCUGAUGAAACUGAAGGGAGCAGGAAUUUAGACAUUAAUAGUCCUGUUCAGUCGGUAGAGAACGGCUUGACACGGCUGGAAGGAAAGAAAGGUAAUCAGCAUUACUGUGCCGAUGGUCCAUCUGCUGAUUAUAUUUCACCGAACUGCGGCAAGACGGAUGUGAAUUCCAAUAAAGCUGUGUUCAGUGAUACAUUUGAAAAAGAUACUGAAGCUACAGAUAAAGGUCGAAAUCCACCCCCAUCCAACUCUCCAGGUCCUUACGGUGAUAAUCGUUCAGACGCCUCACAGCAGCACAAUUCCAACACAUUGGAACCUCCGUCUAAGCCAGCCAGAGUUUCGUGGACUACAGCAUUGAUUCAGAAGCUCACAGAAGAGGAGGCAAGGAAGAAAACUAAAUCACAAACCAAAGCACAGAAACCCAAAAGGACAGUGAGAUUCCCGCAGAAGAAACCUCCAAAAGUCGUGAACGAAGAGAAGUCGAAAUUCUCGGAGGGGUUUCAAAAGCGGCGCGAAUCAGCUCCUCUGUCACGACCGACGGCAGAGAUUCCUACGAAGCAGUUGGAUUCGGAAGGUAACUCCGUAAAAAAAGAUACAAAGGAGAAUCCUUCGGGUGUAAUUCUUGAUGACAAGAGUAAGGACGCUUACGCGAACCUGGUAUCUCAGUUGUUACUCUCCAACGAAGGGGACAGCCAGCAAGUUUCGGAGUUGAAAGGAGAAGACUUUGUUCUGAAACAGAAGGAACUUGAAGAGAUCAGAGCUGCCAUUGCAAGAGAGGAGUGUGCCAGCGUAAUUAGUGACGACGACAGCGUCAUCUUAGCCCCCAUAACGGCGUCAAAGGAGAGCAUCGAGACAGGCCGGAGGAAGGAACCCAAGCCCUCAGGGAUUAGGCGUCUCCUACCGCAGGGCCUGUUUGCACAGAAACAUCGACAAGUAGACAGGACAGACGAGGGCUGUGCCCAGGAACCUCUCCUGAAUCGAGCUGACACCUCUCGCGUUUACCCGGCCACGACCACGGCGCGACCAGUGUUAGAGACAGCUUUCCUGUCCGAUCCGAACUCCAAGUUGCCGGUGAGGUCUGGAGUUCGUCAGCAGCAGCGGUCACAAAGUUCUUCGCCAUCACCGAGACAUAAACAACCAUCGCCCAGAACACGCCGCCGUCAGGAUCGAGACCAAACAAGUAUUCAGGAGAACGAGCAGAAUUCGUCUAGGAUCAUCCACCAGACGAGAUCUAAGAGCUUGAGUCCAGCCAGAGACCGUAGUAGCUCGGCGGCAAGUCGAGCCUCCAAGAGAACGAUUCCCGACACGUCUCUAGUCCUGGAGGAACGUCUCCAGCAUAUCCGAAGGGAACUUUCGUCUCCACCAGGCAGAGAUGUAACGAGGCCCUCCUCCGCCACUCCUCCAGACUAUCCCAACAGGGUGCCUCAGAGACAUAACUCGUUGCCUUUGUCUUCAAACAAGACCAUCCAGCAGGAGCAAAUAUACCAGAACACAGGCAGAGUUUACAUCAGUGCACCAAGCAAUGCGUACUACCAUUCUCCGCCAAGCCGAAGACGGCAGCAGAAUAAAGAACCUAAAAACGACCUCAAAGCAGAUGAUUAUCGCAGGAAAGUGAGUGGUGGUAGCUCAGCUUCUUCGUCUUCUUCGACUAUCGUUGCUGAAUCGCCUCCAGUUUCUGCACUGUCUUGGAAUCCUCUUUUACUUAACUUGGAAAGUAAUGCCAUUAGCGGGUCACCGGACAUUCGCAAAUUGCAGCAACAUAGACACCCGGAGCAUCCCAGUGAGGAUUCUGGGCUGUAUGGCGAGAUACGCAACAGUGUUGACAGAGAUUCUAGUGCCCUGCCUUCUCAUAAUAUCGACACCCCGGAUAAUUACUCCCCCUCAAAUUCCGGAUUGUCAAGAAAACCUCAGGGCCUGUUACAAGUGCACCACGACUCGACUGUAUUACAGCAAAGGAGUCCAACAUCUGUGCCAUCUGGCAGACUUUCAGCUCCUCCGGUAGCUUCGUACAGCAUCGAAGAUUAUCCAAGACGGAGAGUCAGAUCGCCAGAACCACAUAGAUCCCGCCAAGAAUACGAAUAUGAUCAAUCCUCCAGGAGAUCUUUAUCUCAGCCACCGAGGCUGGGCCAGUCGGAUCAGAAGUCUUCGCUACGACCUUCAUUUCGACCUGUUAACCCUACUGACAAGGGGCUGGCGCGUCCAGUUGCCGCUCAACUCCAAAUCAAAUCUCCCCAGUCACGUCCGAGGGCAGAUGACAACGUGAACAGCAGAGAAACGCAGACCGCAAGGAGUUACAUUCAGCUACAGCACCAGCAGCUGGAAAGAAAUCCGCGGAACAGGCCUCACGAUCAGCAAAGGAAGUUGUCGCGCCAGGAAGUAGAAGCUUUGUACUGGGAGACUCAGAAACUUCGGGAAGGACUAUCAUCCCUGUCCCAGAAUAUGUCACUCCAUCCCCCACAACUGGGAGUACGGUACAGCUCCACAGCAUCAUUGCCCCAGCAAGCGUUCUCAGCCUAUCGAAGUUCCAUCCGGUCAGAGCAGAACAGUCCAAUGUUAUACCAGCCAGAGGCAGUGCCAAGGCAGCCUUUCAGGACGCAGUCAGUUCAGAACGUCGGAGGUGGCUACGGGUCCCCCAUUUUAAGACCGCAGCCUGUGUACAACAUUGUCCAACAGCAUCAGCCGGUGCGCCAGGCUCGAACAUCACAUGACACCAACCCAAGAGCUCCCAGAGCAAGGAGUGCAUCUCCAGGCCCAAACAGCAACAGACACCUGUCGUCAAGAAGCCUGAGCCUGCCCAGGUCCAUCCCGUCUUCCGUGAUGCUAGAGAACCAGCAUUACAAGGCGAGUGACAGCGUGAUGAGCAAUUUUGCAAGGGGCGUGCCGCACAGGAAUACAAUAGGGCCAAUAAGGACGUCGUCUCAUUUCCCGCACUCCCCUCAGAUGCGUCAACAGUCCACCCCUACCAUAUAUGAAGAAACACAACAGCAGGUAGGGGAUGAGGUACGGCUGCGCCACACGGAACGUUCUAAGCAUGCCACAGAAGUGGAUGCAGGGAGCGGGAAUAAGAUCAACAAAAAUGCCAACAGCAAGACGCAGAAUUACGUGAACUCUGUGAUGAAUCGUAAUCCUUCAGCAGGAAACGGAAACUGCGAUAAUAAAUCCGGGAGUGGCAAAAGAAGUAAAAAGUCCUCGUCACAACACUUGGUAUCACCACAACCGUAUUAUCCUCCUAUAUUCAAACGGGGGAGUCUUAUCAGCACUUCGACGUGUUCAGUUGACGUUGUUGACAGCCCGAUGUCUCCGAAGCGGGUGAGCUUCAGUAGCUACGACGAACCUCUGUACUGGCCAACCCGAAAUGGACCCGCGCCAGAGCCGCCGACGAGGCAGCGUAAAGCACAGAACACAAAUCCUGAUCCCCUUCUGCGUUACGAAGAGUACAGUACUUACGCCAAUGUUCCUCAAGCGCCGAACCGUCCGUUGCCGCCUGUACCGCACGAUGCGAACGGAUCCACGUACGGAUCCAUUUCAAGGAAAAGUCGGGAUUCGAAAUCGCCAACUAGCGGAUUCCCUGUUUCUGCUCAGAGGUGGCAGCAGCUGUCCGAGUCGGAAUCUGGCAGCGAGGCGGGGGGAGUUCAACGGAUCCUCCAGCAGGGGAGCCACGGUCGCGGCACAUACGUGCGUUUUCCAGAUACAGAAGAGGAGUGGGGAGCGGAUGGAAAAUCCCGUGGGCCUCCGGGAACCGACCAAUCAGUGUCCAACGUGGGUCGUGAUGAAGAGGUGAGGCGAGGUGGGGGGGGGGGAGGGCGGUCUGGGCGUCGUGACGAGCCCCGCCGCCACACACUGUCGGGGGAUCAUCACCAUCACCAGCAAGGCAGCGCUCUGGCGCGGAGUAUGGACUUGGAGUCGCCACUGCCACGUGGCUAUCCGCCACCCUCUUCAGCCAUGUUAUUUGAUGAUGAUCCGGGCAUCAUGUCUGAGGUAGAAACGAGCUCAACAGGUUUUCGCAGAGGUGGAAAACAACGCAGUUCACUGCCUGUUGUCCGCACACCAUCUAAAACAUUGGAACGACCGCUGGGUAAGACCUCUGGAGCUGGUGUCCCCAUCGGUGUUGGUCCCAUGCUCAGGAUCUCGCCACACCCCUCUGCCAUGGCAACUCACCAUCACCAGAUGGUGCAACUCCUCAAUCACCACCAUGGUCUCUCUAACAAGCAUUCAUCUGCGACUGCGACAAGCGGCGGGUUGGUAUUCCUCCAGUACCGCAACGAGACGAAGCGUGCACUGUUGCCCAAUGAGAUCACUUCAAUCGACACAGUCAAGGCACUGUUUGUUCGAUCAUUUCCCAAGCAGCUCACCAUGGAGUACCUGGACUCACCCCAUGUCAAGAUUUACAUUCAUGAUUCCUCCAAGGACAUGUUCUAUGAGCUUGAAGAUCUUAGAUCGCACCUCCGUGACAUUCGUGAUCGCUCAGUCCUAAGGUUGUUUGAAUCUACAGACAUGAAUGGUGGUGUGCUGCCUGGGGCAGGUGUUGGAGUCAUGGCCCCACCCAUGUGGGACCAGGAUCAGACAUAUUGGAGUGAGCCUGAGUUUGACUCCGAGUAUCAGCACCAGCACAUCCACAAAACAAAGGCAAGCAGCAAAUCUGGAAGCAGUGGAGGUGGCCCUCCUCAAGCACCAUAUUACAUGACCCAUUCGUACCCACCUGGAGGAACACAAGGGGCACCAGGAGCCUCUGCUACCCUGCCUCGAGGGGGCCCGUUACUGAGAGCCUACUCCCCUGCUGUGGCUCCUGUGCCAGCAGAUAGAAUUAAAUCACUGCCUCAAACAGAUCGUCUUCAUUCAGAGAGUGGGUACAUGUCUUCCCCAGAGAGAGGGGGUCCGAGGGCCUACCCAGCUGCUGCAUACCCCCCUGGAGGGCCAGGUUAUGAGGACCCAUACUACAGCCAGUAUGCAUCACGAUCUGGCUCAAUAACACCUGUCAUUGAUGAAGAGGCAAGUGACACCGAGCUAAUCGAUGAGUCAUACAGUCUAUAUGGAGUGAAGCUUCCGACGGCGGGGCGGUCUGUUGUGGCUCCUCAACCCCGCAGCCAGUUCCCUGCCCCUGCUGUCGUCCCAUACGACACAACCCGGAUUCGUGUGGAACACAUGGAGCGGCAGUUGGCGAACCUGACGGGUCUAGUACAGAAGGCUCUCACCCAGACUCCGACACCGCGUGAAUACCUUCAGGUACCACCGCCUGCCUCUGCAAGGGAUGCCAACUAUCGGAAUGCUGCUUCGGAUGAAUAUGAUAAACACUCUAGUUCCAGCUCGGCCUCACUUCCAGAUGACUCGUAUUUGCGGACAGACACCAAGCCCCCGAAGUUGGGAAAAGAUAAGUCAGUCUCAUUUGAGAAGUCGGUUUCAUUUUCUGAUGAGCCCCCUGACAUGAACUCGCCUAAACAGCAUUCUCCACAGCACGCAGCGGACUCGAAACCUCCUAAACCAGCGAUAAAGUCUUCAACACUCCCUAGAAUGUCAUCUCAAGAGCGGACAGAACGUGACCGGCAUAAACCUGCACCUCCGCCAAAACCAGUGUCACUCUCACCAGGGCAGUAUGAGGGCAGACAUGUUUACAGGGACUUGCAGUUGACACCUGAAAUGUACAACCAACUCCGUGGGUUGCAGAAGAAAGCCAAAGAUCUUCGCCAGGAGGUUCGUAAUCUUCGUCGUAUGUCACAAGCUCAAGCACAUUCAGUGCGUGAGACAAUACGUGACACCUUCAUGAAAAUCAGAGCAAUGCUCCUGAUUGGGGGUGAAGAGGCAUGGGCCAUUUCGGGGGAUGCAGAUAAGGUGCGACUCAACAGAGAAGAAGAUACCUACAAGCAGGAGAUGCUGCGAUUAGAGAAGGAUCUGACGGAACUAGAGAGUACUGUGGAGGAACUACGUGGAAAUGUUAUCAACAGGAAGACUCGGGUCAACAUGUCGGAUGUAGAGAAUAUGGCACUCAUACUCAGCAAAUCUAGUAAAACCGUGGCAGAUCUGAAAGUGCGGUUUCCAAGUCUGCAGGAAGGAAUGAAGGGAUUGCUAGCAUCUGAAAUGGAGAAAGUUGUCAGAGAAGAAAAGUUUUUGAAGGAAGAGCCAGAGAGACUGGAAAGUGCGUUGAGACGCUGCAAGAAGCUUACAGGAACACUAGUUACACUCAAGAGGCUGGCUUCUGUUCAGGAGCAGCGUCUCCCUCCCUCAACAACACCAGAGUCCCGCCUGUCUCCCACAGUGGGACUUGGGGGUGACUCAGACACACCUAUCACCCCUCCUGCUCAUGGCAAGCCCAGUGCCAUUCCAGCGCGCAGUGUCAUGGCGCCCACCAUCGGAGGCGACAGCUCAGUCUCUCGGCAACGUCCGGAGAACGCACUCGACGCUCUGCUAGAUGAGCUUCAGACAUUUGCUCGACCACCCUUCCGUGCUGGUAGUGGUCAUAACCCUAUCAUGGCAGACAUCGGCCGCAAGGGUAGCAUCGACUCAGCACACCCGCAUGCCCCUUCCCUUCCUUCCUCGACUACUGGUACAUCAUCAUUACGACGUCUUCAUUCAUAUCCUUCUAGUUCAGAUGGAGGAGGAAACUCCCCACCAACAGUCGCUCUAGCUCGCCUUCAGGUUUCCGGAAGCAGUGGUGCAGAUGCACCAAAAUCACCUGCCACUUCUCCCAAACCCCCAGUCCCUGAACGCAAUUCAGAACUCCUCUCUCACCUUGCAGGUCGCCGCAUUCCUCCACCACCACCUCCUCGUACAAGCUCACGAUCACCCCUGGCAUCCCCUACAAGUCCAUCUUUACCUCCUAGAGGUCAACAUCCUCCCAGUCAGCCACAAAUGGGCGUAGGGGGAGGAACCUUGCUCAGGAGGGGUGGGCCUGGACGAAGCAGUCUCCGGGAACCCCUCCGUGGAACUCCUGGUAUUUCAGUGUCAUCUUCCACUGCCACGGCUAAACAAGAAGACCCAAACCAGCCUCAACCAGGUUUCAAUCCCCUCUCAGCCAGCAACAGUUCAAGUUGUGAAAGCAUCAACUCCCAGGAAGGCCUUCAACAGAACAAAGCUGUGAGCACGAGCAGCAGUACUGGCAAUAAGGCUCGGCAAGAGAUCCUAGAGCAGCGGCAUCAGGAGCUCCUCCGCAAACAGCGAGCACUUCAAGAACAGUAUGCCCGGCUUCAGCAAUUGCAGAGGAGUGGGGGAGGUGGAUUAGCCGUUGUACCGCCUCCAGACUUGAUCCUCAAGAAGACUGGCAGUGAGAGUAACUUGCUGGCGAAGAUGGGACUUGGCCAUGGUCUCUCAGCAGCUGCUCCAAUCUCAGGAUCACUAACUCAUCUUGCUGCUGUGGCAGCCUCUGCCAAUCCACAGUCCAUCAUGGCACAACAGCCACAGAAGCAAAUGGCAGUCAGUACCGCCCCUGAGACAAUGACGACCAAUGCGCAGCCAACUACUACUACAACUAACAAAAUCUAUGAAACAGAUAUCCUGUGACUAAACAUCAUUUUAAUAAAAAUAGUCAUUGUUACAAUAUUAAUGAUAUCAGUAAGGGACAUUUCAUGGAAACAGAAAGAGGAAGAUAUAAAAUGGCAACAGCAGAAGGUGUACCUUGACAACAUUUUAAGUUCAGGAAAUUUUAUUUCCUUGCUACCAGAACUCUCCCAGUGACUUUAUUUUUUAGUGUUUUUAAAUAAUUGUUUAUAGACUAAUUUAAACAAUUUUAGUGCCAAUUCGAUUACUGCUAAGAGGGAAGUCAGAAUAGCAACAGAUGCCUUUAACCCCUUCAGUGGCGUGUUUUAUAUACUCUCUUUUUAAGUAUUCAUGGAAGAUUUUUUUUUAUGAAAAUGAUGCUUUAAUGACUUGACAUGUUCAUACAGUGUUUGCAUGGAUGCUGCUAUCUCUGGAAAUAUUUGAAAUCACCCUGAAUGAUUUCAGGAUAUUGUGCUGGAUCCUGAGAUUAUUCCAUUGUUGCCGUCGAAGGGGUUGAAGCUGGGAAAUACGAAAUUGUGCCCUGAGAGGAAAGGGCAGGGGUACUGCAGACAUCUUGGAACCUGUGUUUUCAUAUUGUUUCAGACACGAAGAGUUAAGUCUGAUUAAGCUUAAGUAUCUAAAUAAGAUAUCUGCUGAAAAAUUAAGUGAUGCAUGCACUCAGGUACAAAUGCGGUAACAAUACAAAUUGUUAUAACAACCCAACCUCCUCAAAGGGCAAGUAGAUAGUAACAGCUUUGUGACUAAUUGUGGUGAGCUUUAGCAGUGCGAUGUUUCCAUGUUAAUAUACUGAAGUCGGCCAGUCCUUUGAUUUCAGUAAUUUUGAAAUAGUGUUACAUGGUAGAAACCAAUGGAAUUGAAGGAUUAUUGUUGAGGGAGGAUUCUGAGUAACUUAUACUGCCUCAGAGCUACAUUCUUUACAUAAGGAAGAAAAUUUAAAUUUGAAAACAUUGCCCAUCAUUGCAAACUGGUGUUCUAACAGCCUUGCAUUAUGCAAUGGUGUGAUGGGUGUUCUUUCACCAAUACAGCCAUAAUGAGAAAAUGAGAAAAUUUAAACUUCCCCCCCCCCAAUUUUCCAUUCCUGUAGAUGACAUGUGGGAUGGUUGUAAAGUGCCAAAUUUAAAUGCUGAAUGGAAAUUAACCUUCUUGGCUGAAGAUUCUGUGGUCUUUCUCAGUCCCUCCAGGAAAUAGGGUAUGCCCACUUUCUUUCCAAUUUGUCAUAAUCAUCCCCCUCGAAUAAUUUGAUACUAACUGAUUUGUUCAACUGAUAUAGUGUCAUUCAUGAUCUCCCAUCCAAAUCAUUCUUGAUGUGUGAACUACAGAGAAAGGUUAUGAUUUCUGGUUGAGUCACUUACUAGACUUAAUUUGGAACUGUCAUACAUGGAACUGUAUUUUUAAAUACAGUAAUAGUAAUAUUACUUGACUUUUACGCUUAAAUUCCCAAAUGUAGCAAACUUUCUUCACUGAACAAAAUUGUGUGAUGUGUAUUAAAUAUGACUCACUCUGUUACUGAAUACAUAGAGAUUUGUUAAUAAUUCAGAAUGCAAUGGCUACAUUUGGAAAGUCUUGUAAUUGCCCUUGGUUUAGUGAUAGAUGCCAUUGUUUAAAGUACAUAAUAAAUCAGACCCUUCAGGUGUGGUUUUAUAAAUCAUGUAAAGGUUUUACGAAAUCCUAAUUUUGAAAAUGGGGGUAAUCCUGUGUCAUGAAAAUUGUAUGGGAAUGCGGUUGAUGAAGGUAAUGUAACAACAAAAGGAUAUAUAAAUAAUAAAAUAUUUUGGGUGAACAACCAUGUCAAUUUGAACAUAUGCCCAACAUUUCAGAGACCUUCUCUGCUUCUUCAGCUAGUUACCAUCAUCAUUCUCUGAUGGUAGAGACAGAGAUCUCCAAGACAAUGAGCUUAAACUUUGAAUGAGUCACCCAAGAAGACUUAUUGCCUAGUCACAACAAAAGGAUACAGUGUUAUAUUCAGUGACCCCAGCAGUACCAAUCCAAUCCCUGGUAUCACAUUUGUUCAUGAUUUGUCUUUGACACCAGUAAUCUCAGUUUUUGGCCCAGUUUUUCAUAUAAUACUAUUUAUUUGUUAGAGUGCAAAAUCUUUUUGUAAAAAAUCUUCUCGGUCACCAAGAUAAAGGGCUGAAGACAUGGAAAGCAUGAAAAAGGGCAAGGAUUUACCAUUUUUCUUCACCAUCUAUGCUAAAUGUCAGAACUGGAUUGUCUUUACUAUGUUUAUUGUAUUAUGGUUUAUGUCCAAGAUUUGUAUCUAGACAGGUAUAGCAGGUGAUAUGAUUUCGGGAGUCGAACAUCUUCAUUCGCAUUUAUUUUGCUACCUAUGACGUAUGGACUGGACAUGGCUACAUAAUGACUGCAAUCAAAAUUGCCUCUUAGUUAAAGAAAGGGUUAAAUUCAAGAGUAUUAGGGUGACAACUGAAGAAAGAUGUACAAAAUAAAGAAAAUGUGUUGGUUCUUUAAUUUCUGACAGAAGAUCACAGUGGCAGUGUCCUCCCUUCACAUGAUUUCAGUUCUUGUUUCAACCACACACACUGGCUGACAGCCUAACACAAGUCAUUGAGAGUCUGAUAGUAUUUCCCAUUGAGACAUGAGGCAAUGCUGUAUGCUGCACUUGAUUUUACAAGUUUUCCUUGUUGAAUUUGACUUCAUAUCUAUAAACAGUGUUCACUUCAGCAUGAAGUCCUUCCUAGCACACUGUUCCAUUCUGCCAUUAUGAAAUAGUUUAGCUGAAAGCAGAAGAAGAAUGUACAAGCUUUUUUACUCACCAAAGAUGGAAACUGUACGGUAUGUAAAGUGAGCCCAUAUGCAAGACUAGGUGAACAGAAUAUAUCGGACAUGAGAUGAAGCAUUGGUCAGACUAGUGAAUAAUAUGCUGCAAUAUGGAUUUAUACAAGAUUUCAUAUCGAUUUCCAUUGAAGCAAGUAACUCAGAAGUACUCAUAUACACCAAAGUAGAGAAUGAUUAUUGCUAUUUAUGUGGUUAUUUUUUAUUUUUCUCCAUAGUGUUUAAGAUGAGUAAGGGAGAACACAAACUUUUAUCAAUCAAUUACAAAGAAACAAAAACAUUACCUAAAAAGUACAUUUGCUCAAUAUGAAAUAACAUUACAUCAAUUCAUGUUUAUUGUUAUAAAAGAAGCCAUCACUUGAUCUGAGUGAAAUUGUAUGGUUGAUGAAAUUUUCUUCACAGUCUUACACACAUACAUAUGUAUACACCCACACAAAGACACAUUUGUAAGUUCAGUGAAAGUUGAAGCCAGAAUGCUUAAAUUCUUUCCCUUUCUCCUUUUUCAACACCACCUUGUUCUUGGAAUUAUAAUAUUUCAGAAAUUUCAACACAUUUUUAUUAAUACACAUAAUAAUUUGAUAGCAAGAUGUAUAGAGAAAGAUCUGGCUUGGCCACAUCAACUCAUAGUUUGUAGUGAUAUUUUGUCUCAUUUCAAUCUGUUGUUCAAAUGUUGAUUUAUUUAUUGAACACUGAGAGAUACCUCCAAAAUUAUCACCAUACUGACUGUGAGUGCCCUAAAUUGUGAAUUUUAUGUCAUUUAAAAGGCCUCAAGAACAUGUUAUGAAUGUUAUCAGGUUUACAUGAACCAAAUAGAUGUUGGACUAUUGUGUUCCUUUUGUUAUCAUAGUUUAAUAUCUUUUUAUUAUUAAGUUUUAUUGGUAGCAAGAAACAAAUAUUUUAUAUUAUGUGUAGUAAAGUACCCAAUGUGUUGAUACCAAGUAUAAUUUUGAUAGCUUUCGGUUAGCAAUUCAGAGUAUGUAUUGUGUUAUCCAGUUAAUUGUAAAUGUUUGUAAGUAAUCAAGUAAAAACAAAUGCCUACUUUGAA